AAGGAAAAGAAGAGUCCCCAGCUGCCGAAAACAAACCCUCGCGGGGGUCCCCAGAGAAGGCUGGGGAUCGCAGCUCUGCUCUCUACUCAGCCAGCCAGUUCUUCUUUGAGUACCUUGUGGUGGUGUCGCUGAAGAAGACGCCAGAUGGCCGCUACGAACCCAAGAUCUCCUACCAGUUCCCCAAGCGUGAGAACUUGCUCAAAGGCCAGAAGGAGGAGGAGGAACGUCUCCUGAAAGCCAUUCCCCUCUUCUGCUUCCCCGACGGCAACAACUGGGCGCCCGUCACGGAGUUCCCCAGUGAAACCUUCUCUUUCGUCCUGACCAACGUGGAUGGCAGCCGGAAGAUCGGAUACUGCAGGCGGCUGCUGCCAGCUGGCCGCGGCACCCGCCUCCCCGAGGUCUUCUGCAUCAUCAGCUGCCUGGGCUGCUUCGGGCUCUUCUCCAAGAUUUUGGAUGAGGUGGAGAAGAGGCGGCAGAUCUCCAUGGCCGUCAUCUACCCCUUCAUGCAGGGCCUCCGAGAAUCGCCCUUCCCGGCCCCGGGGAAAACCGUCACCAUUAAAAGCUUCAUUCCUGAGUCUGGCACAGAGCUCAUCGAGCUCACGCGGCCCGUGGACGCCCACCUGGAGCACGUGGAGUUCCAGGCGCUGCUGCAGCGGCUCAGCCCCCAGCUCAUCCUGCACAUCUUCGCCUCUGCCGUCCUGGAGCGGCGGCUCAUUUUCCUGGCAGAGGAGCUCAGCGUCCUGUCCCAGUGCAUCCACGCCGUGGCCGCGCUCCUCUACCCUUUCACCUGGGCUCACACCUACAUCCCCGUAGUGCCCGACUGCCUGCUCGACACUGUCUGCUGCCCCACGCCCUUCAUGGUGGGCAUUCAGAUGCGUCACCUGGAGCGGGUCCUGGAUCAGCCAAUGGAAGAGGCUCUACUGGUUGACCUGUGUGAAGGGAAGAUUCUCCAGGCGGUGGGUGAUGAAGAGGAGAUCUUGCCCAUCAAGCUGCAGAAUGAGGUGUUGAUGUCCCUCAGCCGGCACCACAGCAACAACAACAUGCAGACAUCCGAGCAGGUGAACGCACUUGUCUCCGAGGCCUUCGUGCAGUUCUUUGUCCGUACCGUUGGCCACUACGCCGCACACAUCAAGUGGGGCAGGAACGGCCGGGGUGCCUUCCAGGAACGGGCCUUCUGCAAAGCCCUCGCCUCCAAGACCAACCGCAGGUUUGUGAAGAAGUUUGUCAAGACCAACAUGUUCUCCCUAUUUAUUGAGGAAGCGGAGAAGAGUAGGAUCCCCCAGGAAGCCUAUUUCCAGCAGAAAAUAACAGAAUACCACGAACAGAAGAAGCACCGAAGGGAAUCCUGAAGGCUGGGGAGUGAGAAGCAGGGCUGGGGCCAAGCAGGUCUCUGCCA
This is a messenger RNA of Tinamus guttatus (white-throated tinamou), 1396 nucleotides long. The record is from RefSeq and is a predicted model, not a curated record. Lineage: Eukaryota; Metazoa; Chordata; Aves; Tinamiformes; Tinamidae.